Eimeria tenella is the source of this 1275-nucleotide messenger RNA. Its product is annotated as cell division protein pelota, putative. The transcript has a single exon. Gene Ontology annotation, cellular component: cytoplasm. Lineage: Eukaryota; Apicomplexa; Conoidasida; Eucoccidiorida; Eimeriidae. Gene Ontology annotation, biological process: nuclear-transcribed mRNA catabolic process, no-go decay; nonfunctional rRNA decay; RNA surveillance. Bases 1 to 1275 code for a protein of 424 amino acids. The record is from RefSeq and is a predicted model, not a curated record.
AUGCGCGUUCUGCGUCGGCUGCAGCAGCGGGAGGGGGUGAACGUGCGCUUGCUGCUGGAAAGCGCGGAAGACGUUUGGUUUUUGUACAACUUUAUUUCGGUGGGCGACUGCGUGCGGGCACAGACAAUUAGGAAAGUGCAGCGGGAAACUGCAGCGGGAGGCGUGGCAGCAGAAACGCGAACAAUUCAACUUUCGAUUAAAGUGACAGCCACUGCCUUCGAAGGCGCGGCGGCGCGGCUGCGGAUUUCCGGGCAAGUGUGUGUCGAUACACCCCACGCGAAGCUGGGCGCGCACCACACUUUGGAAGUGGGAGCUCCUGAAGAGAUCAGUUUAACAAAAGAAGAGUUUGACGCGGAGCACGAGCGGCAGCUGCGCGCUGCAGCAGAUGCUGCUGCCAACGCAGAAGCCCUCGUGCUGCUCAUCCAGGCAGGCCUUGCGAAUCUCUUGUGCGUCAGCAGCAACUUGUCGCGCUGCCUGGCCCGCGUUGCUGCGCCGCUGCCCAGAAGCCGUGCUGCUGCAGCAGGCUACAGCAAGGCGCUGCAGCGCUUCUUCCGCGAAGUAGCAGCAGCUUUGCUGCAGCACGUGGACUGGCAGCAGCUCAAGGCCCUCGUCAUUGCGGGCCCGGGCUUCUACAAGGAGCAGUUCUUCGCCUUCUUCCUGCAGCAGGCGCAGCAGCAAGACCGCAAGCUUGUGCUGCAGAAGCGCAGCUGCGUGCUGCUGCUGCAUGCGUCCUCCGCCUACAGACACGCGCUUAAUGAACUCUUGCAAAAUGAACAAGUCCAGAAACUCCUCGCAGACACCAAAGCCCUCAGACAAGCUGCAUGUAUUGACCAGCUCUACCGCAUGCUCAACAACUCUUACCACAAAGACUCCCGCCGCGCCUUGCUGCACGAGCACUCCAGCAGCAGCAGCAGCAGCAGCAGCAGCAGCAGCUACGAGCAGAGCUCGCUCGUCUGCUACGGGCGUGAAGAGGUGCAGCGCGCUGUCGCUGCAGGAGCUGUCAAGACCCUCAUGGUUAGCGAGGCGCUGCUGCGUAGCUGCGAACUCAGUGAACGCAAGUUCUACGUGCUGCUGCUGCAGCAAGCAGCAGCAGCAGGAGCUGAAACCCUCACCUUUUCAGACCAGCACACCACGGGCGAACAGCUGGGGCUCCUCGGUGGAGUUGCUGCUAUUCUCAGGUUCCCGCUCUUAGAAGAUGAGCAGGUAGAAGAGCAGCAGCAGCAGCAGCAGCAGCAGCAGGCAGGGGUGCUUAGCCAUAAACGGGAGGCGCCCUGA